Plasmodium malariae is the source of this 11022-nucleotide messenger RNA. Its product is annotated as conserved Plasmodium protein, unknown function. Bases 1 to 11022 code for a protein of 3673 amino acids. The record is from RefSeq and is a predicted model, not a curated record. The transcript has a single exon. NCBI's taxonomy places the organism in Eukaryota, Apicomplexa, Aconoidasida, Haemosporida, Plasmodiidae.
AUGAUGAAAGAUGAGGAUACAAAAAAUGAAGGCACAAAAAAUAUGGAGAUAGACGAAACUGCUAAGAAGAAGUCAGGUAAGAAUACACAAAUAGAUGAACCACACAAAGGAACGAUAAGAGAUAGUUUUAAAAAUUAUUUUACGCAUGGACGUAGAAGUAAGAGCAAUAAGAAUGAUAGUAGUAAGAACGGUAAAAAUAGUAGUGGUAAGAAUGGAAAGAGUAGUAUAAAUGGUAGAGGUAAAAACGGUAGGAGUAGUAUAUAUGGUAAGGUGAAGGGGGAAAAAAAGAACUCCUUAGAAUCAGGGUCAGAAGAAAACUUUUUCGCUGUUGAAAAGAGGAAUGUAAAAAACAAUGAAGAGAUGUUUGCCAACAAAUUCAAUGAUGAAAACAUGUAUGAUCUUUCUAUCUUUAACGAUGAGAGUGCGGACGGUUCUUUUUUUUCAAGACUGCAAAAUUAUGGGCAACAGGGUGAUAGGGAUGAAGGGAUUGAUAAAGGUGGAGAGAUUGAUAAAUGUGGAGAGAUUGAUAAAGGUGGAGAGAUUGACAAAGGUGGAGAGAUUGAUAAAGGUGGAGAGAUUGAUAAGGGUGAAUCCCCGUUAAGUAACUUAUCGAGUAGUAGUUAUAGAAAGGAUAGUCGCACAAGUAACAGGAAAAGCAGGUACUAUGAACGCGAAUCAAGUAAAAGCAAAGUAUCCCGCUCAGAUAGCGAAAGAGAAUCCUAUGAAGACAUUGAUAAUAGGACAGAACAUGGUUCAUUAGAAAGGGAAAAUUAUCCACAUAUAAUUAAUAACAUUAAACGGUUUUGUAGCAAUUUAAUAAUGAAUAAUAAUAGUAGAGAGUUAACUAGCUUUUCUUUAAAUGAACGUAUGGACAGUAUAAACAAAAAGAAAGAAUUUCUCUUAAAUAUUUUGUCAAAUUCGAAUGAAAUUAAAGUAAAUUUAAAGGAUGAUUAUAACCGAAUGAGAGAUACAGAGAAGAUAAAGGAAGAUUUAAAAAAAAGUGAAACAAUUAUGCAGAAUAUUUUGAAUCUGCCUGAUAAGAAUAACAUGGAUAUGUACUAUAACAGAGCUAAUUUUGCAAGUACUCAUGAGAAGGGUAAAGGUGGUGGGGGUGAAGAAGCGGGAUAUGGAGUAGAAGUACAGGGAAAAGCAGGAGCAAUAGGAGCAGCAGAAGCAGUAGGAGCAAUAGGAGCAGCAGAAGCAGUAGGAGCAAUAGGAGCAGCAGAAGCAGUAGGAGCAGUAGGAGCAACAGGAACAGCAGCAGAAGUAGUAGUUGAAGGGAGCGUGCCUUUAAACAUAAGAGAAGACACACAUGUCGGAACAGUGUAUGAAGAAAUGAACAAGUAUAACAACAAUUUGUAUGAUACGUGCAAAAUGGAAAAGAAACGAAUGAUGAAUAUUAAUUAUAUAUAUGAUAAAUAUAAAAUUUUGCUGUCAGAAAUUAAGUUAGGUGACUACUUCAACUCGGUGGAGAAAAAAUUAAAUGUGAUAGAAAAUUCAUUAUUAUAUAUGUCGGAUAUUCAAGAGAAUAGUAAAGAGGAUAAAAUUGAUAUAAAAAAAAAAUUUGCAGAAUUAUUUGAUAGUGCUGUUGAUACGUUAAUAGACAAUUAUGAAGAGCAGAAAAAAAAGGAUGAAAGUGAGAAACAGAAAAGAGAGAAACUAAAUUUAACGUGUGAUUUUAAUUUAUUUUUAAGGAUAUGUAGAAUUAUCCUAAAUGAUGAAAAGAUGGUCCACAUGGGUAAUAAGAAAAAUAUUUUAUUUUAUAAUAAUUUAUACAAAAUUAAUUAUUUGUUCAGUAGUAGUAGGAACCGAGAUAUUCUAUUUAAUGUGUACUGUAGGAAUGCUGGUGCUUUAUUUUUAAAGCGCAAGUUGGAAAGGACAAAUGAACAGAAAAAAAAAAAAAAAAAAAAAAAAAAAAGGGGGGGGGAAAUGGGGCAAGAUACACAGCAAGGAGUAGGGGGGUCAGAUAGAUGGGAGCGAGAUCAGGAGCUGGAAAAAAUACGUUAUACAAAAAAAGGAAUAGUGGAAAAGAUCAACCUUCUGUGGUUUUAUGAUAAACAUGAUAAUACGCAUUAUUUGCACCUGUACAAUUUAAAUAACCUGAGUAGCCGAAAAAUGACAAUAGUGGUAGAUUCUCCUAUAGAAUGUAUAGAUACAGUGUUCUUAAAUAAUCUUAUUCCUUUGGAUUCUUUUUACAAUUCGGUUAAAAAUUAUUACAUUAUGGUAAUAACUGUAAAUUCUUUUUAUUUUUAUAAUAUUCAUUUAUACUUUAAUUGUGAAGAGGAUUAUAAUAUUUCAGUGAGUGAGCAAGUGAUAUAUCAAAGUAUAUACCCCUUUUAUUUUAAUAUAUAUUUAUUUCUAUUAUUUAAAGUACCAAAACCAGUGAAGAAAAUAUAUGAACACAUUCAAUCGAAUGAAAAGAAUGAGCGCAUAUUUUUAGCACAGGAUGAUGGAGAUAUAUAUGAGUUUGUUUAUGAAAAAGAGGAUUUAUAUAAACCCCUAAAUUUAUUUAAACAAUUAGUGGUAAGUUCAUUUAGCACACUAGUGAAUAGUGUGAAUAAAGCCAUCUUUUCUCGUAAUAUCACUAAUAACAGUCUCGAGGGAUCCUCACUUAGAGGAGAUGACCACCCAUAUUCGCAUGAACAGAGUCAUAACAGUUCAGUACUACGUCGUCAUUAUGGUAUGAAUGUACAAACACAAGGAGAAGAAGGUACCUGUACUAUUUUGAAUGGCAGAGAAAAUAUAGAUGAAUAUAAGAAAAAUAUAUACUGUGAUGACUUACAGCAGUUUCCUUUAAAUUUUUAUUUAAAAAAAAUUAUUAGCACCUAUUUUAUAAAAUACUUUUCCUUCUUUAAGAGUAAAGUGAAGAAGAUUUUAGUCGACAACGAGAGAUCCAUAUUGUAUGUUUUAUAUGACAAUAGCGAUCUCUAUGUGAAAAUAUUGUCAAGUGUGUCAGAUAAUACGAGAAAUUAUUUGUCUGAAACGAUUGUAUUUAGCAAGAGUGAUCUAGUAAGAGAAUUGAGUAAUAUUUAUUUCGUCGAUGAAAGUGGUUUUUCUCAACAGAGAGGGUAUUCCGAGGGUGAAGAAGCGAGGAAUGGUAUGAGAAAUGGAUUGAAAAAUGGCACAAGGAAUGACGUGCAAAAUGGAGAUAAUUAUGAAUCGCCUUAUGAAGCAGAUAAUGAACCAUUUUACAACAAUGGUGGAAACGCGAGAAAUAUGAAAAAUUAUAAAAAUGAUAACCGUAAAAAAAAUGUUCCCAAAAGAGAUAACUACAUUAACAUAUAUAAGAAUAAUAUUGAGGGAUAUGAUACCAAUUGCAAAGAUAAUAAAUUUUCAUAUCCUUCGAACUUAGAGCCAAGUGUACUAAACAAAUUAAAAAUCAUAGAUAUGCACAUAAAUUAUGUACACGAAAGGAGUAACAUCUUUUUGAAAAUGAUUGAUAAUAAUUUUAACAUAUAUUAUUUAUCACUCGUUAAGGAUGUGGAUAGUAACAGUUUUAAAAUUAUUUUGAAAGAUUUUCAAAAUUUUCCUCACAAAAAAGGAUUAAAAAUUGAUGAAAAGGACUCGCAAGUUGUUUUUACUCAUCAUUUGAAAAAUUUAUAUAUUAUUUUAAAAGAAAAAAAAAAUAAUAAUUGUAAGCCACGUGAUAAGGGUAAAAUGGUGCAACAUAAUGAUCAUCCAAAGGGGGGGAAAGAAAAAGAAAGAAAGAAAAAAAAAAAAAAGAAAAAAAAAGAAAAUACAUUUACAUUUUCAGAUCAACAAAAAAGGGACAUUAAAAAGGAUAGAAUGGAAAGUGCGGUCCAUCGGCAAGUUGGAAAUUUUGCGUUUAUGAAAGAGAAUAUGAGAAAAAAGGCGGAAGGAAAUGUAGAAAAAAAUGCGGAAAAAAUUAUGAACGUUCAGGUAAAAAAAAAAAAAAAAAAUAUAAUGCACACAGGGGAGGGAAAAGGAGAAGAUAGUAGCCAUUAUAUGGGUAGUGGGAGUGAUUAUGAAGAAGGGGAUGAAGUAGAGGACGGUAGUGGAGACAGUAGCGAUAACUACAGCAAGAACGGGACUGCAAAGAAGCAAGUGCGUUACACACUAAAAUUAUUAACAAGUGCAGACGAAAUAGGAAGUAGCACUAGUACUGGCCAGUCGUCGAACUACAAAAAAAAUAAAUUCGUCUUUAAACAUUUGAACGAAUAUUACAUUAAUGAAGAAAUAAUUGGAGUUAUAUAUAAAAAGAAAAAUUACUACUUGCACACAUUUUUUGAAGAAUCGCAGAAUAAUAAUAUAAUAAAAGACUUGUACAUGGAUAAGAUGAAAUAUGACAGUGUGAACAGUAGAAUGGCAAAAAAUGAAAAACGGUCAAUAAACCUGAACUGUGCAGGUAAUUUUGGGAACAUGCGCAGAAGUAGCAAUAACAAGUACAAUUACGGUAAUGAUUACAAUUAUAACAAUUAUAACAAUAAUUAUAGUUACGAUAAUGAUUACAAUUACAAUUAUGGCAAUGACUACAAUUACAAUUGCGGGGGUGAAGACAACAUGCACAUUCUUUACGGAAAUAGCGGAAGGAAUAACGUGCCACAUUUUUAUGAACAAAGGAACAUAGUGAACAGUAAUAAUAACGAUUUAAUUAUGAACAAAAAUUUUAUGUUCAAGGAAAAUGAAAGGACCAUGAGGGAACAACGAGAAAAAAGAGAUAGUAUCAUCCCCCCUUUUUAUUUAUAUGAAAAUACGGUAAGUGAAUAUCAGGAAUAUUAUGACUUGUUAAUAAUAACAAAGAGUCAUAUUUAUUAUAUUAAUAAAAAUACUAAAACGCAAAAAAUUGAAAAAAUGAUUAAUAACUGUGUGCCGUAUAAAAUUUCGUUCCAAAACAGAAAUAUAAAAAGCAUUGUUUUUAAUGAGAUGAAAAUGAGGGGAUACUUGAAAAACAGCAUGGAUCACUUAACUGAAGGUAUGCAGCAAAAUUUAAGUCAUAGGGAGCGUGAUAGGAGGACCAACCUUGACAACGACAGUAGUGGUAGUAGCAGUGAAGGCGGCAGUUACAAAUAUUACAGUAGUGAUUAUAACUGCGAUAGUAACUACGGUAAUGAUUGCGGUGAUGAUUGCGGUAAUGAUUGCGUUAAUGAUUGCGUUAAUGAUUGCGUUAAUGAUUGCGUUAAUGAUUGCGUUAAUGACUUUGGCAAUAACUACGACAGUAACUAUGAUAGUAACUACCCAAGUAAUGGCGUCGAAGUGGUCAGAGCCAACCAUGAGAGGAGAAACUCGAGAGGGAAAGUGCCUUAUCCACUGAUCCUUUCGAAGGAAAAAAACAAUGACGAGUUAGUGUACGAGUAUUUCAUAAACCAAAUAGCACAGAUAUCAUCUAAUGACGAGUUUUUGUUUAUAAUGUGGUGCAUGUUACUUAAUCAUGUGUAUAAAUAUGAAAUAAUGUGUUUUAAUAACAUCCAAAGUAACAACAAGGAGAUGAUGAAUAGAAGUAAAGCAGAGGAAUACUACAAUCCUUAUUUAUUCUUAUCACGGUUCAGCAUGAAAGAUGAUAAAGGAAAGACCGCCUCCGCAGUAACUGGAACAUCUAAGGACUAUCUGACAUCUUCUUUAAACUUAGAUAAAAAGAACAUGAGAGAUCAAAAGCUUUACUCGGAUAAAGUAAUUAUGUUCAAUGAAAAUGUGCAUCAAGUUGAUGAUGGUAAAUACAUAAAGUUGAAGGAUGCACACAACAAUAUUAGUAACACCAAUCAUAUAGAGUACGAUAUAUUAAAUAAAAUAUAUAAGCCUACUCCGUUUAAGUUUGGAUUUAUAGAUAAAAAUGCAGAUUAUAUUAUGAAACAGGGGAAAUUACAAAAGGCAAUGGAAUUAGAAAUUAAAACGAGAAAGAUUAAGGGCAUGAAUCAUUUGUUUAAUGAUAAUAUGGAUGACUUGGAGGGCGAUCUCGUUAAGAAUAGCAGCGGUAUGUACAGUGGUCAUAACAACGAUAUCCAUGAUAUCCUUGGUAACAGGUCCAGCAUGAAUGAUCGAGGAAGGAGUGGUGCAUCUUACGGGUUUGACAAUGGGAAUGAAAAAUUAUUGCUUAACGACACAGGAUAUUAUAAUUUAUUUAAUAUGUAUCAGAAAAAAAGGACAAGAGAAAAAUUGUUGGAAGCCGAGAAUAAUAAGAGUGGUAAUUUUGCCUUUGAGUAUUUAACGAAUAAAAAUUUUGAUUUUAUGUUUUUAAAAAAUGUAAAUAUGUAUAAUAGUUCGAUACAUAUGCUUUCUAGAGGGUUAUUGUUACUACUUAGUCGUUUGUUAAAACCAAUUAUGUUUAUUCAUUUAUUUUCGUAUGAGAAAUAUAGAGACACACAUGUUUUUAAGUGUACUUCCAAUAGUAAUAAUAUUCAUAUGAGGAGUACCAAAUAUAUGAAGGUAUCUAAUUAUUUAAAAAAGGAUAUGAGCAUUUCUGUAAUAACGAAAGAAAUGAAUGAAGAAAAAGAAGAGUCAUUUUAUAAUAUGAAAAAUUUCUGCAUAGUAAGAAUGAAUGAAGAUUUAUUUUUUCAAAAAAAAAAAAAAAAAAGGAGUAGAAGUAUGUAUGAAGAGAGUGAUAUGUUUAUACUUAUUGGUAAUGUACCCCUAGAUUGUUGUUUAAACUUGAUAGAGAAACUAAAAUGUUUGAGCUUAUGUGUAAGUAUUAUUUUAACAAAUUUAAUGAAAAAGAAAAAUGAUUAUUCGAAUAAAAUUAAAGGAAUACAAGAUAUAUCCAUUAUAAAUAUAUAUUAUAGUUACACUGUUAUUAUGUUGAAUGAAAUAAAUUUAUUUUAUGCAGUUCUGAAUUUUAUUAAUUUUAGCAUAGAAUAUAUCUUAAUUUACUGUAUUAUUGUUUGUGAAUAUUAUAAAAAUAAGAGUAUUAUAAAGAGAAAAAAUAUUGGGUCUAAGGAAAAUUUUUUAUAUCUACCUAGUACACUAUUUGAUUUACUUAUUAAAUGCAAUUUUUUGAAAACCUAUUUGAGUAAGACUUAUAGAGAUAUACUAAAACAAUGUUUAUUUAGUAUUAUUAAAACGGGCAAAUAUAUACCAGUAGAACUUUUCCAAGGAUAUAUAAUACACAAAAACGAAUUCUUAGCCUUAUUUUUAACAAAACGAAUAGAAGAAGAAGUAUUUUUAAAAAAAAAAAUGAAAACAAAGGGACCAAAUUAUGAUCAGUACUAUUUAAAAAAUGAGAAUACUAGUACUAGUACUACAUAUGACAAAUUUGAUGAACUACUGGCAUCGGAAAAAAGAGCAGAGCAUUUUAUUAAUGAACACUUGAAAGAUGCACUGACGAGUAUAAAUAUACACAAAUUACUCAUAUUGUUGUAUAAGGCGGACUAUUACCGAUGUGCUAGUUCGUUAAUUAGUUUAUACAUAGAUGGGUACUACAAAAUAUUGAGCAUAAAUGAUAAAGAGAAUGGAAGAAAGGAUAAAAAAAUGGAUGCAAAGACGGAUGAAAAGACGGAUGCAAAGACGGAUAUAAAGAUGAAUGCAAAGAUGAAUGCAAAGAUGAACGCAAAGAUGAAUGAACAUACACAUUUUAUUGAUGAGAAGAAGAAUUUAACGUUUAUACAAGAUACACAGUUCAACAUAGAACAGUACAACAAUUCGAAUAAGCAGCUACUCAUUAGUAACAUAGAUGUGCAGUACAAUUAUGAUUAUUAUGUGUUAUAUACGAAUUGCUUCUUACCUAUUGAAAGAAUAGUACAUGUCAAUUAUAUGAAAUAUCUUUUUAAAAAUAAUGAAAGGAAAAAAAAAAAAAUUAAAAUUUUUUUAACUAAACUGUUAGAAUACUCAAAUGAUAUAAAUUUUCAUUUCUUCAUUUUUAAUUUAAUUUUAUAUAAAUGUAAAAAUCAUUUCCCAUGUUCUAUAUUUGAACUAACCAUAUCCCACUACCUUUACUAUUAUGUCAAAUUCAAUGAACUAAACAUUGCAGACUCGUACAUUUACUAUUUCAAGGAGGGUAAGUACCAGGAUGUGGCUAUAUACUUUGCAAGGAAAGCCUUCUACGCAUGGAAGCUACCACCAGGGGGUGAUCUCAACUUGGGAGCGAUAUACAAGGAUGUAGUGAAGCUGAAUGCGAUACAAAAUAACAAGAAGAAUACUACGGACGUUACCAAAUCCGGGAAGGAUGAGCGGGAUGGAGCACGGGGGAGUGCCCCAGUGAAAAGAACUCGCUUCGCCGACGACGAGAAAAGCGAGGCGCAGCAGUACAGCUAUGGAGGUUACACCAGUCGAAGCCAUAUCAAUGAUAGUUGUAAAAGCGGAAUGGAGGAAACAAACGCGGAGGGUGCGCUUUUCCACUCUACUGCAGUGAAGUGCGAUGGGGAUUACUAUCAAAAUUUGGACAGCAUUGAUAAAUCUAUUUUGAUGAGCGAGUUGUCAAGGAACAAUUAUAUUUAUGAAGAGAACUUCAUUGGUAAUAGCUACGUUAUGUUGAACCCGUUGUACAAUAGUGAAACUAAGGAAAUAUUUUAUAACAUUUACAAAUAUCUCUUGCGGAUGAUUUGUUUUCCUAGUUUGAAGAAAAGAAUGGAAUACAUGGACAAUUGUAUGAAGACGAAAAUUUUUCUUAUUCAAAAAAUGCGUAGUUUUAGAAAGAAUGAUUAUCAGAAGAACAAGUUAUUGAAUGAAUACGUUGUAGAUACUUAUCUCCAUGGUCAACAUGAAAAAGAUUCAUUUUCAACGGAGCAAAAAAAGAAGAGAAACAUAAACAAAAUAAACAACUUGGGUAACAUAGACCAAUUAGACAAUAUUGUUGAUUCGUUUAAAAAAAGCAAUGUGCAUGACUUGCUUAACAUUAACAGUACUCUUAAGAAGGAUACUUUGAAAAAUUAUUACACAAUAGAUAAAAAUAUAUCAUAUGAUACAUCUUUUUCCAAUGCUGUAAAGAAGCUAUUUUUCCAAAAUAAAUGUUUUUUCAAAAUGAAAAAGGAUUAUUUAUCAAAUCAGAGUAGUAAUUAUUUAAAUUUAAAAGAGAUAAAAAAAUUUAAAACUUCGUUGAAUUAUCAAAGGUUGUUAUUUGUUGAACUUAUAAACUUAUUUGUUUUUUAUAUAUACAAAUUUUGUCAUUGGGAUAUUGUGAAAAAUUAUUUUAACAUAUUAAUGAAUGGAAAAAGAGAAGAUGCAUUUGAAGUACUUGCAUAUUUUGAAAAUUUAAAUAAAGAAGAGAUGGACUUGAUUAGAAAAUCUUCUUCGAACAUGUAUAAUUAUAUGUCUAAUAGAAGAAAUGAACAUAUAGAUGAUGUUAUAACUGAUUAUAAUAAAAAGAUAAACAAUGUAGAAUAUAAAAUUAAUAUAUCUCGUAUUGUAGAUGUUAUAGAUACAUUUAAAGACUAUUUAAUGAUCAUCCAGAAAAGUGUGUACACAAAAGAAGAUUUAAAAAAUAAAAUUUUUCAAAAGAGUAAAUUUCUUUUUAAAAAUUUCUUGCCAUCAUUUAAUUUACUCAAAUUAAUUAUUUUAUGUGAUAAAAAAAAAAAUAAAAUUGAUACAAUUAAUUCAAAUUGUUAUUCAACUGUUAAUAAUAUGUUAAAGAAUAACUCAAGGUGUGGUUCUUUUUAUUUUUCCAAAUAUUCCUUUUGCUUUGAGCGCUUGUUAGACUUUUCAUUCUCUCUAACCAUAUCUUUUGAAAAUAUUAACUUUAUAAUAAAUUACAUAGGAGAUAUACUCAAGUUAUAUGAUUUUAAUUUUAAGAAUUGUCUCUAUUUAUUAGUUAUUAUAAAAAUGCAUAAGUUUAUGAACAAUUUAUUUGAAAUUAAAAAAAUCCGCUCUUUACUAAAAAACAAAAUUGAUGCUUUAAAAAAUAGAAAAUAUAACCAACGCAUGAAAUUAAUUUCUUUUUUAAAUUGUAUACCUCUUAUAUAUUUAGAUCCUCAGAUGAAUGUCAUUCUAAUCAAUGAGUCUUAUGAGCACAAAAAGAAUCAGGAUAAAAUAAUUUUCUCUAAACUAUCUCCCUUUUCACUAGUCAGCAAGGCAGUAAAUAACAAUCUGCGCAGCGUGUACUCCUACCACGACUACACGGAAAAUUAUCAAACCAGGGGGGAUAGAGGAGGUAACGAUAUUGACGGUAACGACAGUGGCAGCAAUGACUACAAUGAUGGAAGUGAUGACGAUGAGCAGGACGAGCAUGAUAAGCGCGAUAAGCAUCCGGAUGAGGAGCGAAUACGUGCUGAUGGUAUAGGCUGUGUAGGCGGUGCAGGAGGUGUAGACGGCGCAACCACGAACCAGGGGGAUGAGCUGAACGAGGAAGCGCUCAAAGAAAGAAUAAAAAGCAGCAACAUGGCCAUAGACCGAAACGAUAGGAAAGCUUUGUAUUACUUGUACAACGUGAAUUACUGUUUCAAUGAAAACGAGCGUGACCAAGCUAUAUCAUUAAACCACCCAGAGUUAAUAGUGUUAAGCUAUAAAAAUUAUUGUUUCUAUAUUGUAUGGAUAUCAAAUUUGUUGUUAAAUCAUAAGGUUGAUUAUAAAUCAUUAAUACAUGUAUAUUUAAAGAUACAUAACAGUUUAAAGCACAGAAAAGCUUCUCAACUUGAAGAUGAUUACGAAAUAGCAAUAAUCAUUUAUUACUUAUUUACCUUAUGGAUCAAUGCAGAUAAGAAUAGUAAUUCCUUUUUCUUUUACAAUGAAGAAAAGUGCUAUAAUGAAAAAAAUAAUAUAGGCUAUUUUUUAAAAGAUAAAGAUGGUAAACUUGAAUAUGUCAAUAAUUAUUCCUUAAUAACACUAUUAAAAGAAUUGUUAUCAAGAGCAGAAUUUUAUUUUGAAUAUACGUCUGAUGCUGCUUCGAGAAAUUAUGAUAUUAGUUGUAUCAUUCUCGAUUCAUCUAUAUAUGUAAAUGAAAAAAUUAAAAAGUCAUCCGUCGAUCUUUUGAAAAUUUUUUUUCAUGAUAUAUAUGCUACUUUUAAUCAAGUACUGAUUCAGAUACCAUUUUUAAAUCAUAUAGUAGAAUUUCAAAGUAUUAAUGAGUUUUUGAAAAAAUUUAAAAUAUACUUGGAAGAAAUUACAUGCAGGAUUACUCUCAAUGAGACGAACUACAUGUGA